UGCUAAUGAGACUCCCAUGGGUAAGCCCUCACGUCAUGCCACUGAUGGCAGAGAUCCGCUCCGCACUUCAGGGUACCAGGUGCCCCGGAGGAAGAAUAAUGUACCGGGGUGCAGGCGAAAUACCUUCCACAAGAGAUCAACGAUCUAUAAAGAUCCCUCACAUCCCAUCUGGCAAUCAAUCGUCACUCCAGCAUCAUCCUCAGUCCAAUCAACCUCCUCUCCCUCUCACCUUCCCGAGAAACUGAUUGGUCUUUUCUACUAUCUUUAUUUCUACCUUCUCCACCCCGCAUGACAAGGUUUCUCAUACUGUCCUAGGGUGCGCCUUCUACUCCAUCAUCAUGACGGCC
Molecule: messenger RNA, 347 nt
Organism: Aspergillus costaricaensis CBS 115574
Lineage: Eukaryota; Fungi; Ascomycota; Eurotiomycetes; Eurotiales; Aspergillaceae
Exons: 1
Coding region: 17-292 (91 amino acids)
Source: RefSeq, a predicted model, not a curated record